AUGGUGGAGGGGACGGACCGGACCGGAGGACCCGCCCGGGAUGGGGAGGUGGCCAAGGCCGGGACCGGGCCGGGUCCCGGUGGUGGUGGUGGCGGGCGGGGGCCAUGGCCAAGGCCUACGACCACCUCUUCAAACUGCUGCUGAUCGGGGACAGCGGCGUGGGCAAGACCUGCCUCAUCAUCCGCUUCGCCGAGGACAACUUCACCAGCACCUACAUCUCCACCAUCGGGAUCGACUUCAAAAUCCGGACGGUGGAUAUCGAUGGGAAGAAGAUCAAGCUGCAGGUUUGGGACACUGCGGGACAGGAACGCUUCAAAACCAUCACCACUGCGUAUUACCGUGGAGCUGUGGGCAUCAUCCUGGUGUACGACAUCACCGAUGAGAAAUCCUUCCAGAAUAUCCAAAACUGGAUGAAAAGCAUCAAAGAGAAUGCCUCGGCGGGGGUUGAGCGGCUCCUCCUGGGCAACAAAUGUGACAUGGAGGGGAGGAGGAAAGUGCAACGGGAGGAUGCAGAGAAGCUGGCCAAGGAGCAUGGGAUCCGUUUCUUCGAGACCAGCGCCAAAUCCAGCAUCAACGUGGAGGAGGCCUUCAGCUCGCUGGCCAGAGACAUCCUGCAGAAAUCCUCCCGCAAAGCCACCCCAAACACCAGCAAAGCCCUGCUGGAGCCCGGCCCCCCCCGGAAAAUCGGGGGGAAAUGCUCCUUGGGGUAACGUCUCCUUCUGGCUCUCUGUCCUCCUCCCCCACUCCUCGCAGCGCUGGCGCCUCUCCGAGGAGGGCUGGGGGGGGCUGGGGGGGUCUUCCGAGACGGAGGGGAUGGGGAGGGGGCGGCCCCCCCCCCCUCCGCUCCGGAUUUGUGCCAUAAAACCCGAUUUGUGCCUUG
Messenger RNA from Calypte anna (Anna's hummingbird), 880 nucleotides. It is a transcript of the gene RAB13, whose product is annotated as RAB13, member RAS oncogene family. Gene Ontology annotation, cellular component: endosome; plasma membrane; trans-Golgi network transport vesicle. Lineage: Eukaryota; Metazoa; Chordata; Aves; Apodiformes; Trochilidae. Gene Ontology annotation, biological process: cellular response to insulin stimulus; Golgi vesicle fusion to target membrane; protein secretion. The transcript has 8 exons. The coding region runs from base 105 to 710 and encodes 201 amino acids. Gene Ontology annotation, molecular function: GTPase activity; GTP binding. The record is from RefSeq and is a predicted model, not a curated record.